This is a messenger RNA of Monopterus albus (swamp eel), 5421 nucleotides long. RefSeq names its product complement C4B (Chido/Rodgers blood group) (gene c4b). The transcript has 41 exons. Gene Ontology annotation, molecular function: protein binding; endopeptidase inhibitor activity. The coding region runs from base 50 to 5194 and encodes 1714 amino acids. Gene Ontology annotation, biological process: complement activation. The record is from RefSeq and is a predicted model, not a curated record. Gene Ontology annotation, cellular component: extracellular region. Lineage: Eukaryota; Metazoa; Chordata; Actinopteri; Synbranchiformes; Synbranchidae.
UUAACCAAAAUCCUGUGUCAGAACAGGCAAACAAAAAAGAAGCUGCAAGAUGAAGUGCCACAUUGUUUUAAUACUGCUCCUGAUCAUGACUGUGGAAUCACAGCAUUCAACAGACGACAGUUUCUUCAUCUCAGCUCCCAGGCUGUUUCAUGUGGGUGUUAAUGAGAAGGUGUUUGUCCAGAUGGGAAAGCGUCAUCUAAAUAAUGAUGUUACUCUCUAUCUGGUUGAUGGGUCUACUGGGACUGUUAUGUCUGAGAGGAAAUAUGUUCGCUGCACUGAUGAAAGUCAAAUUAAAACAGUUGAGCUCAAGAUAAACAGAGAAACUUUGUCAAGACUGGAUCGAAAAUAUGACAGUAACUUUGAACUGGUGGCAGAAAGUCCAUCCUUCUCUAAGAGGAUGUCAACAAUGGUCAGGUCUUCAAAACGCAGGGGCUAUAUUUUCAUUCAGACUGACCAGCCAAUCUACAAUCCAAAACAGACAGUAAAAUACAGGAUAUUCAGUCUUGACCACACAUUCCGGCCUCAUGGGGAAGUGAUCCAGAUAUCAGUAUUUAAUGCUGCUGGAAACAGAAUAAUGAAGUCCUUAAUGUCUGCAAAGGGAGGAUUACUUAGAGGCAUAUUCCCCAUACCUGAGGCCGCUAAACUGGGCACAUGGAAGAUUACAGCACACUAUCAAGAUGAUGAAAGAAAGGCUUUUUCUCGACAGUUCCAAGUCAAAAAAUUUGUUUUACCAAGUUUUGAAGUGGACAUCGCAAUGGAGCAGAACUAUAUUUUGUGGAAAGCUAAAGAAAAUUUUAUCUUCACCAUCUCAGCCAUGUAUUCACAUGGUGACGCACUUAACGGGUCUUACCACUGCCAGUUUGGAGUGGUACAGAAACUUGGUCAGAAAACAGCACCUAAGUUUAUCAAGGGACUGGAGCUGACUGGCUCGGUCCAGAAUGGAAUUGCAACAGUGUCUCUUGAUAGAGCAAAACUAAAUGAGCAACUCCGAGUUCAGCUGAAGCUAGCCCUCUCUGAUUUACAGCAACGUGGGGAACAACUCUUUUUAAGAGUAUAUGUCACCAACAUACAAAGCGGUGAAAUGCAACAGACAGAAGUUUCCAUUCCUAUCAUCUCCAACAAAUACACCAUUGAUCUCUCCCGAACUCGCUCAUACUUCCUUCCUGGGUAUCCACUAGAUGUGGUGGUGGUCAUGCGUCUCCCCGAUGGCUCUCCAGCAGCUGGUGUGAAUGUAUCGAUUCAUGUUCCACCAUCUACAGAGAAAUAUUUUCAAGGCAUCACCAACCAGGAGGGGGCAGUGAUUAAUGUUUUUAAUGUUCAAAGUGCAGCUGAUUUCACUCUCGAUGUGACUGUGGGUGACCUGCAAAAGAGUACAAUAAUUAGACCCGUUUCAUCUCCAAGUAACAGCUACCUCCACAUAAGUAUUACCAGCAGAGUGUACUCUGUGAAUGAGUUCCUGAGUGUAACAUACCACACCGUAAAUGCCCCAAUAACUGGGUUUAUAUACUACAUGGUCCUAAGCCGUGGGAUCCUUAUAGAUCAAGGUUCUCAUGCAAUUGGUAUUUCAAUUACACAUAAACUGUAUAUACGGCCUAAUAUGGUUCCAUCCUUCCGUCUGAUUGGAUACUUCUACAACAAGCAUGGUGACAUCAUUACUGACUCAGUGUGGGUAGAUGUCAGAGAUGAAUGUGAGAUAAAUGUCAAGGUACAACAUAAAGGACCCUUUGAACCUGGAAAAAAAGCACAGCUAGAGAUUGAUUUACAUGGCCAGAGUGCCAAGGUGGCUUUGUUGGCUGUGGACAAGGCCUUCUACGCUCUCAAUGUCGAUAAUAAAUUCACAGCAAAACAGGUGUUUUCCACUAUGCAGUCAUAUGACCUUGGUUGCUCAUAUGGUGGAGGACACAACCAAGCAUCUGUUCUAACAGAUGCUGGGCUGUCAUUUGUAUCUUCGAAACAGUCAGAAUGGAAAAGAGAUUCUGUCUGUGAACCACAAUUGUCACGACAGAGGCGCUCUGUGGACUUUCAUGUUCUUUUAAUGUCACUUUCAGAAACUAACUUUACUAAUGAAAUCCUGCAAGAGUGCUGUGUUCAAGGGUUUACUCCCAUCCCAAUGAGACUAUCAUGUAAAGACAGAGCAGAGAGGGUCUCUAAGGUGAAAAAAAACCAAGCUUGUACAGAUGCCUUCUUAAAAUGCUGCCUUGAAGGAGAACGUCUGAGACAGCUAAAGAUUCAAGAGGAUGCCCAGAAAGGACUUGGCCGGACUGUAAGCACAGAGGAAAUUGAAUACUUCUUCUUGGAAGAGUCUCAGCCCGUUCGACGAAUAUUUCCCCCCAGCUUUGCUUUCACAGAAUUUGAUGUAAAUAGCAAAGGAAGGCAUACGUUGCAACUACCUGAUUCUAUUACCACAUGGGAGGUUCAGAUCGUCACAUUAUCUGCAGCCACUGGUCUCUGUGUAGUUAAGCCUACAGAGGUCAGAGCAUUUAAGAGGGUAUUUGUGUCUCUGAGACUGCCUUACUCAGUGAAAAAAUAUGAGCAACUAUACAUCUCACCUGUUGUCUACAACUAUGACGAUAAAGAACUACAGGUGGCAGUUCAUAUGACACAAACUGAAGGACUUUGCUCCCCCGGUUCUUCCACCCCCGCUGCUUUUGUUAACAUUACUUUGAAGCCACAGUCCUCCCAGUCUGUCUAUUUCUCUGCUGUCCCCAUGGUAGCAGGCUCAAUACCCAUCAAAAUACGUGUCUAUGAUAUAGAGAACAGCAUGGGAAUAGAUGCAGUUGAAAAGAUGUUGAAUGUGAAGACAGAAGGACUAUAUCAGAGAGAUGAAACAACCCACCUGCUUAAAUUAGAUGGAUCAAGCACAACGAAUUUUACUAUUGAUGGAGCGUUACCUCAUAACACAAUCCCUGACUCCGAUGCCAAUAUUUUCAUUUCAAUGGAAGGGGAUGGAUUUGCUAAUACAUAUGCGAAGAACCUUCUUUCUCCUGAGUGGGUUGCUAAAAUGAUUGUGCUGCCUUCUGGAUGUUUAGAACAGACAAUGAGUCGCCUGGCUCCUACGGCUUUAGCCUUGCGCUACCUUGACCUAAGUCAGCAAUGGUUUAACCUGCCUGCUGGUUCAAGAGAUGAGGCUCUUAAUAAACUUGAGUCAAAUCAGAACUCAGGUUAUAUGAACAUUUUUCGAUACAAGCAACCCAAUGGAGCUUAUGGAGCAUUUGGUUCAGUGCAGUCUAGUAACUGGGGGACUGCCUUUGUAGUGAAAGUGCUAUCAAUGGUGGCAGAGCGUCAGACGGCGGCUGUUGGACAGCAGGCCAGAAUAUCUAGGGUUGUACCAGCACAAGAAAUCACGCACCCAGUCAGUUACUUGCUUUCAGUACAGAAACCUGAUGGGUCAUUCACUGACCCAAAUCCAGUGCUACACAAGGGAAUCCUGAUGGACACAGACCAAGAUGCAUCCAUGACUGCUUUCAUAACUCUUGCACUGAAUCGGUCCCUUCAGUUCCAAACUCCAGAAGCACGAAAUAAUGUGGAAGCAGCCAUUUCAAGAUCAACAGAAUAUCUCCAGUCGCACUUUGAGGAGCUUCAGCAUCCUUAUGCUGUUGCCAUUGCAGCCUACUGCCUCUCCGUGUGCCUACCAAGAGGAACAGAUCUUUCACGUGUUUGGACAAAACUUCAAACAAUGGCCACUGAAGGGGAGAAUGGCUGUUAUCUGUGGUCAGCUGAUGCCAACACAAAGAAUGAAAAGAGGCCAGAUGCUAUCACAAUAGAGACUACAGCCUAUGCCCUCCUAACUGCAGUGGCACUUAAGAAUACCGACUGGGCAAACAGGGCAGCCUGCUGGUUAACAACUAAAGAAAACUAUUUUGGAGGCUACAGAUCAUCACAGGAUACCCUCAUGGUGUUGGACGCCCUCGCUGAGUAUGAGCUCUUGAGGCCCAUCAGUCCCGAAGCAAAUAUAGAAGCAGAGUUCCAUGUCACAGGGAAGAAAGACAUUAUAAAGCUUGCACUGGAAAAUAAAGAGGAGAGGGUGGAAACAAACCUGAGGAAAUUUACAGGUAACAACAUUGUGGCAGAGUUGACAGGACAAGGACAUACCAAGCUAAAAAUUGUAAAAGCUUACCAUCUACUUGAUCCUGACGAUGUCUGUGCCAAACUGUCUAUCAAUGUCACAGUGGAGGGGAAAGUGGAGUACACCGUUAAGAUCAUAGAAAAUUAUGAUGACUAUGAGGACUAUGAAAAUGAUGAAGAUAAAGCCAAGACACGAGUGGAACGAUCGCCGAUUGAGUGGUUUGAUUCUCACACCAGAAACAGGAGAAAUAUUAAUAAUAGCUUAAAUACAGAUGAGACUGUCACCUACAAAGUCUGUGUCAGGCACAGCCUGGACACCAAUCUCACAGGAAUGGCCAUCGCUGACAUCACACUUCUAAGUGGAUUUGAGGCUGUAACUAAGGACUUGGACCAGCUAAAAGAGUUGCCAGAACAAUACAUUACCCAUUAUGAAGUCUCCUACGGACGAGUGGUGAUCUACUUCAAUGAGCUGAUAGAUCCAGAAGAAUGUAUAAGUUUUGAUGCCACACAGACUGUGCCAGUUGCCCUUCUACAGCCUGCCCCAGCCGUGUUCUAUGACUAUUAUGAACCAGACAGAAAGUGUACUGUGUUCUACUCUGCCCCAAAAAGAAGCAAGAUAGUGUCCAAACUGUGCUCAGAGGACGUGUGCCAGUGUGCUGAAAGACCCUGUCACAAACUAAAAAUGACGUUUGGUUCAUCAGAAGGCAAACAAAAACUCAAGAAGGAUGACCGUUUACAACAUGCUUGCUUCUACCCUACAGCAGAUUACGCAUACACUGUUGAAGUUCUCGGUGUUUCUAUGAAGAGUAACUUUGAGCUGUAUGAAACAAAGGUAAUCGGGGUACUAAGAUCAUAUGGAGAUAAAUUUGUGAAGGAGAAUUCUAUUCGAGUGUUUGCCAAGAGGCGUCACUGUAAAGAAAAAUUAGAUGUGGGAAAACAAUAUCUCAUCAUGGGCAAAGAUGGCUCCACAACUGACUCAAAUGGAAUGAUGCAGUAUCUGCUAGAAUCAAAUACCUGGCUUGAGAAAACGCCUUCAGAUGAGCAAUGUCAACGAUCUGCCAAUCAACCUGCUUGCAGAGGGUUUUCUGAGUUUCUAAAUGAGUACAAGCUGGAUGGCUGCAAACAGUGAAACAGCUGGACACAAAGAGCUUCUUCCUUUUUUUAAUUUUACAUUUUGUAAUAUUUUACCUCUACCAUACAUAUAAACUACUAUAAUCAGUCAUGACAGCACAGGACAAGAACAUGCAUUAGCAUUAACACAGUACUGCUAGCCUAAUUCACAGUAUUAGUCAAAAAUGUACUUAAAUGUAACUAUUAAUCAUUUCUUUAUUUUUUAACAGGUAUUGAUGUUUAAAU